GCUCGGCAUCUGUUGCAUGAACUACCUAACCAUUUUGCUGUGUAAUCGAAAGCCACCGACGAUGCUCUCGCGGAAGAAAGACAAAAAUGCAGCAGCACACAAAGAGGGCGUUGUGGGCAAAUAUGUGAAGAAAGAGACUCCGCCAGAAAUACCGGUGAUCAAUGUGUGGUCUUUCGAUGACCAGAGAACAAAGCAAAAAUCCAAAACUUUGCAAAGGUGUGCUUCCGCUUCUCCCAGCUGUGAUGGUGGCUCAGGUACGCUAUCGGGACGUGGACGAUCCGGCAGCGUUAGUCGUAAUACGUAUACGGACACCCAGCCGGAUUAUUAUCAUGCACGAAGGGCAAAGUCCCAGUUGCCGCCAUCGACCAGUUCGAUGCGCUCGAACUUACCUCCACCUCAGACAAUACAACCCACACGACGCAUGCAGUCGCAGAUGCAGCAACAACAUCAGCAAUCGCAACAUCAUCAAUAUCAACAACAGCAAUAUCAACCUACGAUGUCCUCUCAUUCGUAUUAUUCGACCAAUAAUCUAGAUAUGUCUGGAAAUCACAAUCAUUUGGCAAGCAGCAGUAGCAAUUAUGUAAAUAUUGAGCAGAUCGACCGAAUGCGCCGUCAACAGUCUUCGCCUUUGCAGCACUCGCAAUCCAGCUACUAUUCCUCCAAUCAGAAACAUGCCAAUUCUUUUGACGGACACACGAAUGUGAUGAGGGAUCGUUUGGAUUCGUUUCAGUCCAAUAUGUUGCAAUUACCUCGUGGUGUUACGCCUAGACCUCAGACACCACCGCACCAGCACUACCAACAACAACAGCAGCAACCGCCACAACAACCUCAUCAUCCACCUUUGACCCAAAGUUAUUCGUCAGAGUCUUAUCCCAUAUAUGAGAAUCCCUAUCGUGUGUCCAACACCCUAACUCCACCGGUGCAUGGUAUGUCGCAAAUGUCGUUGUCCACACAACAUGACAAUCGUUCGGAAUCACCAAUCUACAGUAACACCACAUCAAUUGCCAGCAACAUUAAUCACUCACAUCAUAGUAACCAUCAAAUGUCUCAUCACCUGCAGACGUCGAAACACCUCUCGCCCACGUCCACCAAUUCGAUUAGCAACAACAACCAAAUGAUGUCUUCAUAUGAUCUCAGUUCACGUGCCACACCUCAUAGCCAUGCUCAGGUUAACUCCUCCUCCUCGAUGCAGUCUUUAUACCAGAAUACAGGAAAUAACAAUCAUAAUCCCUCGAGUGCACCAUCAUCGCAGCAGCAGCAACAACAGGCGCAACAGCAGCUGCGUAAACAUCCCUCUCAGCAGUCUCUGGAGGAAGAAUUACCCCUGCCUCCGGGUUGGGCAACACAUUACACUCUACAUGGUCGCAAAUACUACGUUGAUCAUAAUGCCCAUACUACACAUUGGUCUCAUCCGCUGGAACGUGAAGGUCUACCGGUCGGUUGGCGUACUGUUGUUUCCAAUGUUCAUGGUACUUACUACGAGAAUCAAUAUACCGGUCAAUGUCAACGUCAACAUCCUUGCCUUACGUCCUACUAUGUGUAUACCACAUCUGCGGAACCACCAAAAGCUAUACGUCCCGAAACGUAUACACCACCGGCUCAUACUCACAACGCAUUGGUUCCGGCCAAUCCCUAUCUACUGGAAGAGAUACCAAAAUGGUUGGUGGUAUAUUCGGAGGCCGAUUCAUCUAAGGAUCAUAUGUUGCAAUUCAAUAUGUUUAGUCUACAAGAAUUGGAAUGUUUCGAUGGAAUGUUAGUGCGUUUGUUCAAACAAGAGCUGGGUACAAUUGUUGGAUUUUAUGAGCGUUAUAGACGAGCUCUCAUUUUGGAAAAGAACCGACGUGCCGAACAAGAACGUUAUAUUCAGGAACUACAUGCUGCUGCGGCUGCAAAUGCGGCUAAUGUUAAUGCCAAUACGAAUAGCAAUAAUACAGUUGCCAAUCAUCUUAGCCAACAGCAACUUUGA
Molecule: messenger RNA, 1966 nt
Organism: Musca vetustissima
Lineage: Eukaryota; Metazoa; Arthropoda; Insecta; Diptera; Muscidae
Gene: sav
Product: scaffold protein salvador
Exons: 2
Coding region: 17-1966 (649 amino acids)
Biological process (GO): regulation of cell population proliferation; apoptotic process; hippo signaling
Molecular function (GO): molecular adaptor activity; protein binding
Source: RefSeq, a predicted model, not a curated record